CUGAAGUUCACCCAAAGCAGCAGUUGGAGCACUUGCACAGGCACACACUUGACAACACAAAUUGCCAGUUUUCCCAGUGCUAGUCUUGCACGGCUCAUCUCUUUUCCCUGGCGUCUCCCACCUUGUUCCUUGGGACCUUUGGACCUGCUGGUUAACUUAGGCCUUUUGAGGGUUCCUUAAUAAGACAAGCUCACGAGGGGGUAGGGCCCCCUGAACAUUAGGGCAGGAAGGGCCCAGUUACAGGUGCUUCAUUCCCACUGCCAUCCCCACCCUGAGGCCUGGGAGCCAGCCUGCCCUGCUUUUCUUCUGCCCGGCAGCAGCUCCUGUUACCGUUUUUUGCAGUCAGAACUUGAAGAAAGUGCUAUCCCCUGCCUGUCUAACCUGAAAAGCAGCCAGGGGCCCAAGGGACACAAGAGGCUCCAGGGACAGGUGAGGGCCUCUUCUCUGCAUCACCACUCAAGCAGCAUCACCAUAGCAACCCCAGGAGUAAACAAUGGUGCCAGAAAGGGCUUCCCCACAAAGCCGCCCCUCCUGGCUCUGAGGCCCAGAAGAAUGGCCAGUAACCGGCAAAGAUCACUCAGAGGGCCCAGUCACCCAUCUCAUAUGGAAGAACCUUUCCUGCAGAUGGUCCAGGCCAGCGAGUCCCUCCCACCCUCCCAAACGUGGGCUCAGCGUGAGUUCUUCCUCCCCAGUGAGUCCUGGGAGUUCCCUGGCUUCACCCGGCAAGCCUACCACCAGCUGGCUCUGAAGCUGCCGCCCUGCACAGAUAUGAAGUCCAAGGUGCGUCAGCGGCUCAUCCACCCUUGGAAGGGUGGUGCCCAGCACACCUGGGGCUUUCACACGUGGCUCGAUGUGUGCCGUCUGCCUGCCACCUUCCCCACCCGGCCUGACAGGCCCUACGAUAGCAAUGUCUGGCACUGGCUGACCGACUCCAACGCCCACAGAUGCCCCCCCACGGACCACCCCAUCCCCCCUCCCUCCUGGAUGGGGCAAAACAGCUUGCUGACCUUCAUCCACUGUUAUCCCACAUUUGUGGACAUGAAAAGGAAGAAGCAGGUGAUUUUCAGGACAGUGAAGGAGUUGAAGGAGGUGGAGAAGCUCAAGUUGAGGAGUGAGGCAAGAGCACCCCCACUUGAUGCCCAGGGCAAUAUCCAGCCGCCAGUGAGCUUCAAGAAAUACCGGCACAUAUCUGCUGGUGGGAGGUUUGAACCCCAGGGCCUCCAGCUCAUGCCCAACCCGCUUCCCAAUAAUUUCGCCAGGAGCUGGCCCUGCCCGAACCCUCUGCCUCACUACCAGGAGAAGGUGCUAAAGCUGGCCUUGCUGCCCAGCGCGCCCCUGAGCCAGGACCUCAUAAGGGAUUUCCAAACCCUGAUAAAGGACGGAACUGCCUUACCCCUCCACCAUCUCUCCAAGGCACAAGCAAGCAAAUCCCCAGCAAGGAAGAGGAAGAGAAGACCUGGACACUUCUAGAAGGGCUUCCAGAGGGGACGAUCGUGAUACCCAGAGCCCCAGGCUCCAGUGUUCUCAAUCAAUGCUCCUUCAGCAAGAGGCCCUGGGGUAGCAAAAGGACUCUGGCUUCUGCAGAACAGCCUCUCCACCAUCCUCCCAGCCUCAAGCCACCUCUGUACCCCAGGCUAUUGGAGAUUCAACUGAAA
Messenger RNA from Gorilla gorilla gorilla (western lowland gorilla), 1655 nucleotides. It is a transcript of the gene TEX52, whose product is annotated as testis expressed 52. NCBI's taxonomy places the organism in Eukaryota, Metazoa, Chordata, Mammalia, Primates, Hominidae. The coding region runs from base 553 to 1470 and encodes 305 amino acids. The transcript has 3 exons. The record is from RefSeq and is a predicted model, not a curated record.